AUGGCGCUGUAUGGCGCCCCAAUCUGGGCGGACGCACUCAACAAGAGGGAGAAUGCUGCCCUUCUGCGCAGGCCCCAGCGGGCCAUAGCGCAGAGGGUUGCAAGGACCUACCGCACGGUAGGGAACGCUGCGGCGUGCGUCCUCGCUGGUACUCCUCCUUGGGAGCUAGAAGCUGGGGUCUUGUCUGUCAUCUAUCACUGGAUGGCAGACCAGAAGGCGCGUGGAAAGUGCCCGGCCCCGGAGCGGCGCGGCGCCGUCAGACAGGAAGAGCGCGAGAUCAUGAUCGACCGCUGGAAGGAAGACAUGACUCGCGCGCAGUUUGGCCGCCGCACUCUGGACGCCAUUGGUCCUGUUCUGGACAAAUGGUUGAAACGACCGCACGGGUUCCUCACGUUCCGUCUGGCGCAGGUGCUGACCGGGCAUGGCUGCUUCGGUUCGUACCUGCAUAGAACCGGGCGAGAGGAAUCCCCGUGUGCCACAAAUGCGGCGCGGCGGAUGACACGGUGCAGCACACCCUCGCGGUCUGCACAGGCUGGGAGGGGCAGCGCCGUGUCCUCACUGCGGUCAUGGGCCGGGAUCUUUCGCUUCCGAGCCUGCCUGGUUAACGUGUCAAGAAGUCAUCCUUCAGAAAGAGGCAGCGGAGCGCGAGCGGGAGAACAAUCCUCUUGCCUCAUCGCUCCGCAGGCGGAGAAGAGGGUGGAGAAGGCGGUUGUACGACCGUUCUAA
Ostrinia nubilalis (European corn borer) is the source of this 726-nucleotide messenger RNA. RefSeq lists its product as uncharacterized. The transcript has a single exon. Lineage: Eukaryota; Metazoa; Arthropoda; Insecta; Lepidoptera; Crambidae. Bases 1 to 726 code for a protein of 241 amino acids. The record is from RefSeq and is a predicted model, not a curated record.